AUGGCGUUGUCAUCGCGAUCAGCAGACCCCGUCGACAGCGUGGAAGACCUCCGGACGGCGAUUGAGUCGGCCAAGCAAAGGAUGGAGGAGGAACAGGCCAGAGAGCGGACACUCACAGCCGAAGUGGAGCAGGCCAAUGAGCGCCAGCGUCUGCGAAGGGAGCUCGACAAGCAUAGCAAGGCUCUGCUGGAUCAGAGACGGAAGAAUGCGAUGCAUGAGCAGAAACGAAGAUGGGUGGAUACCGACCAAUUCGGGCCGCAUCUUCCUGAAGGAUUGCCCAUUAGGCCCAAGAGCACCAAGAGCCAGCACCAAGAGAGCUGCGGAGAAAGUAUCGAUUUCGGAAACCUGGUAUCCAGCUUCGAGUAUGUUUGGAGACUCGAACAUCUAUCCUGGCUAAGAGCAUGGCUUCGGCAGGAAGAUAUGGAUGGAGUGUGGUCCCAAGUUUUCCGAGUCGCAGACGGAGAGUUCGAUUUCGGCUACAACCCAGAUGGGGGCACAGCUGAAGACGAACAGAACGGUACCCUGGUCAUACGCUGCUGGGGCAGUCGCAUUGCAUUUCGCUACCGCAUUUUCGUGAAAGCCCGUUGUGGCAAGUUUGUGCAGUGGGGUGAGACGCGUGAUGAGUUCCAAGAAUGGAAAGAGGAGUAUGAGUCCUGGGAGUAUGGCCCGGACGUGCACGAGCCGGGUUCCCGCCCGUCAUCACUUACCAGCAUGGGUAUCUUUGGGUUGAGUCACCAGCAGCUGCUUCGGUCGGAUUGGGUGGACAACGACACGCUUACUGUCAAGUUCAUGCUGGAAGUGCGACCUCAAGGAGAUGCCUACUCCGCGAGCUCCUAUACCCAACUCCUCAAAACGACGGUGAAUGUCCCCGGCCCUACGAUGGGCUCCGACAUGCUCCGCUUCUUGGAGAAAAGUGCCGGCAGCGACGUGGAGUUCGUGGUGCAAGGCGAGAGGAUCAAGGCACACUCACAAGUACUCUGCGCAAGAUCAGAAGUCUUCGAGAAGCAGCUGACCACUGGUAUGAAGGAGUCGGUCUCUAAAAUGAUCACGAUCGAAGAUUGUGAUCCGGCCAGCUUCAAAACUCUCCUGCACUACCUCUACACCGACGACCUCGGUUGCAUAGAUGAGUUGUUGUCGAAAGCCCACGGCGACGGUGGCAGCUUCUCCGGGACGCAGCUGCAAGCCUUGCUGGCCGUGAGUCACAA
This is a messenger RNA of Symbiodinium sp. CCMP2456, 1205 nucleotides long. The record is from the annotation of a GenBank genome assembly. Lineage: Eukaryota; Dinophyceae; Suessiales; Symbiodiniaceae.